CCCGGAGCUGCGGACUGGCGGGCAGGGGAAGUAGUGCGCUUCAGAGUUGAGUGUCUCUGACAACCUUCCCAGAGAUUAUUCUCCGUUGUGUAAAGAACUCUUGUGGUAUGUGAAAAUCCAGGAGGUUAGCAGGCAACUCUGCUAUGCAUCGGUUUUCCCUCCGCAUGGGGACCUUCCUAGUGAGACUUGACUGCAUCCUGUACCUGUCUUCAGCCUUCUCAGUGAUGGCUCAGCUCUGCCAUAACGAGGGAACCAGGAUUAAUCAGUCUCUCCUGACACCCUCCCACCUGCAGAGCCGCAGGGUGGGCCUCAAAGUUGCGGGCUUAAAUUUCACUCUAGAGGACUCCCCAUUCCUCAUCUUAGCAGGCACCAUCCACUACUUCCGGGUGCCCAGAGAGUACUGGAGGGACCGCCUGCUGAAGCUGAAGGCCUGUGGCUUCAACACCGUCUCCACGCAUGUUCCCUGGAACCUCCAUGAACCAAUGAGAGGCCAGUUUCAUUUUGCAGGAAACCUGGAUUUCAUGAGUUUUAUAUCCGUAGCUUCGGAGUUGGGGCUUUGGGUCAUUUUGUGUCCAGGCCCCUACAUUGGGAGUGACUUAGAUCUUGGUGGCCUGCCCAGCUGGUUACUCCAGGACCCCAAAAUGAAGCUGCGGACAACUUACAGGGGCUUCCAGAAAGCAGUGAAUCGCUACUUUGACCAGCUGAUUCCCAGGAUCGCACUCCUGCAGUAUAGCAAGGGAGGCCCCAUCAUUGCUGUACAGAUUGAGAAUGAAUAUGGGUCCUAUCAUCAAGAUAGAAAAUACAUGUCAUUUAUAAAAAAGGCACUACAGAGAAGAAAGAUCAAGGAACUGCUUAUAACUGCAGAUAAAGGACUAGAAUUGAGACAAGGACACUUAAAAAAUGUGCUGGCCACUCUUCACCUGAAGGAUAUACAGAAGAAAAGUUAUGAAGACCUCUUUAGAAUGCAGGGCCGUGGCCCUGUGCUGAUGAUGGUGUACACGUCGAGAAGCUUUGACACGUGGGGUGAGAUCCGCCGCAUUCAGGAUGCACACAUGCUAAGGAAGGAUGUGCUUGAAAUGUUCAAGCUUAGGUUCUCCCUCAACUUUUACAUGUUCCAUGGCGGUACGAACUUUGGCUUCAUGAGUGGAGCUGAGGCCUUGGACAUUUACCUCCCAGCAGUCACCAGCUAUGACUAUGGGGCACUGCUGACAGAGGAUGGAAGCUACACGCCUGAGUAUAUCGUACUACGGGAGCUUCUUCAAUCUGUUACAGAUGUCCCUCCAAGCCUCCCACCAGAACAAAUAUCAAAGGUUGCCUACAAGUCAGUGACGCGAUUACACUUCAUGUCCCUGUGGGAUAUCCUGCCCUACUUGGGCAAGCCUAUCAGAUCUGCCAAGCCGAUCUCCAUGGAGCAGCUGCCUGUGAAUAAAGGGAGCGGUCAGGCGUAUGGCUACAUACUUUAUGAGACUGCCAUCAGCAAAGGAGGCUUCCUUACCUCAAGGGGCCAUGUUCAAGACCGGGGGCAGGUGUUUUUAAAUGAGAAGUAUUUAGGAGUCCUGGAUCAUUCCACUAAUCAGCUAUAUAUUAAGGGCUUCUACGGCACUCACAUCCUGAGGAUCCUGGUGGAGAAUCAAGGCCGACUUGCCUGUGGGCGUGAUAUGAGCAAGGAAAGAAAAGGUUUAAUUGGGGAUCUCUAUCUGGACAAUUCUCCUUUAAGAAACUUUGCAAUCUACAGCCUGGAAAUGAAAACUACAUUCCUGAAAAGGGACCUCCCCAACCUCUGGAAACCAGUCACAAAAGACGUUCGGGGCCCUGCAUUUUUUCUUGCCUUCCUGAGAGUUGGUGAUUUUCCUCAAGACACCUUUAUAAAGCUGAAGGGCUGGAAGAAAGGAGUUAUAUUUAUCAAUGGAAGAAACCUAGGGCGCUACUGGGAUGUAGGUCCCCAGGAGACCCUGUACCUUCCAGGACCCUGGCUUCAGCCUGGAUCAAAUGAGAUCGUCCUGUUUGAGGAAUGGGCAUCAGGCCAGCAAAUCGAGUUUACAAAGGAGCCUUUCCUAGGAUACUGAGUCUCCUGUGAGGUGGCAAGGUCUCCAGUGGAGAUGGCCUGAGCUGAGGCGUGCUGACCAUGGUGCUGCAGAUGCCAGCAGUCCCAGCCCCUAGCAAACCGGCCUUUCUGUCCAGCCAGGCCUUGUGUGGGGGAACCAUGCACGUCCUCACCAACGUCCCUCUUUCCAUUGAAUUAGCACGUCUGCUCCCGAUGUUAACCACGGUGUGCCUCAUCCUUUGCCAACUUGCUCUGAUAGGAGCUAUUUGGCCAUCAAAUAAAAUGUUGAAAA
Octodon degus (degu) is the source of this 2336-nucleotide messenger RNA. RefSeq names its product beta-galactosidase-1-like protein 2. Gene Ontology annotation, molecular function: beta-galactosidase activity. Bases 144 to 2066 code for a protein of 640 amino acids. Gene Ontology annotation, biological process: carbohydrate metabolic process. The transcript is spliced from 22 exons. Gene Ontology annotation, cellular component: vacuole. The record is from RefSeq and is a predicted model, not a curated record. NCBI's taxonomy places the organism in Eukaryota, Metazoa, Chordata, Mammalia, Rodentia, Octodontidae.